AUGGGUGAUAUCAAGAGUGUCGUUGUCUCGAUCUCAGCUCUAGUCCGAUUAGCAAUAACAAGACUCCGAGUCCUGUUGAACGAGAACAAGAGCACACGCAGGCCGAUCUCCCAGAAGGGCUUGUUCUCCUACAACUACGUUGAGCCCCUUUUCAAUUGGUGGGGCGCAAACUAUCGUGUUCUCACCACACAAUGUCUCGGCCGAGUCGAAGCCUCCGACGCACUGGGUUCCGUGACGAGUCUUGUCAACGGAGCUUCUCACAACUAUGCUGGCUUCUACAAGGCUACUUCUCAGGCUGAGGAGUUGCAGCGGCUGUACGAAACGCAUCAUGCGAUCGCAGACUUCUUUGGAGCAGACUUUUGCUUCACCACCAGCACUGGAUAUGGAUCUAACUACAUCGCACUGCCGGCAUUGAUCGAUUGCUCCACUGUGGUUAUCAUGGAUGAGAACUGCCACAACUCGAUGUUCACCGGCGUGUUUCUGGCCUCCUCACCAAACUUGCGCAAGUUCAAGCACAACAAUAUGGAACACCUUGAAACCUUACUGAGCGGGUGUAUUGAUGAGUCUGUCAAUGUCAUAGUGGCCAUCGAAGGUCUUUACAGUAUGGAAGCAGAUGUACCCCCCCUGGAUCUCCUACAUCGUUUGAAGAAGGACUACGAAUUCACUCUUUACUGCGAUGAGGCGCACUCCUUCCUUUCUCUUGGAAAGACGGGUCGCGGAUGCCUCGAAUACUGGAACGACCACCACCCAGAGAGCCCGUUACCCUGGGAUCUGAUUGACAUUCGCACUGGAACACUUUCCAAAGCUGUCGGUGGUAUCGGAGGUAUUAUCGUCGGGAAGGCUGUCUUUCAGGACAUCAUCCGUGAGCGCAUCGACGGCCUCGACGACCAGGACAAUAUCUCCUUGCCUAGUUCGACAAUGGUUCAGACGUUAUGGGUACUGGGGCAGCCACAUCGAAUCAGUCGUAACCUUCAACGGCUUGCUGAGAUUUCCCGAUUCUGUCGUGAGGAACUGGAACGCUUCGGCAUAUUCGUUUAUGGUGACGUCGGUACACCGGUUCUACCUAUCUACACCGGCAGGCCUAGCCUUUCUGCGAAGCUCUCUUACGCCCUUAGAUGCGCCGGACUACUCGCAACACCAGUUUGCACCCCAGCAGUGCCUUUCUGGGAGAGCAGAGUUCGAAUCAACCUUUCGGCGGACUUCACAGACGAGGAGGUGAACAGGCUUGUUAAUGCUGUUAUCCGCGCUGCAGCAAGCGUUGGUAUGGGGAGGAUGAGAAAGAUAUCUCGUUCUUUCUUCAAGACCAAGAUAGAAGACCUCGAUGGAGAGGAGGAUUGCAACGAGGCCUCGAGGGUCUUUGACUGGGUACGCAGCUUGAUCAAGAUGGACGCUGCCAUGGGCCCGCACAGCGGCCAGAGGCAGCUAUUCGAUAGCACUUGCGGUCCUCGAAUUCUCGACAUAGGUCAUGGAUCUCGUGCUCAGUAUGGAAUUGGAGCAGGCGGUGCCAGAUGGAUCUGCGGCACGUUUCCUCCCCAUCUUGUGGUUGAGGACCUCAUUGCUCGUGCCACGGGUAUGGAGGCCGCCUUGACCUAUGCGGACGCCUCUAUCGGGUUGGCUUCCACUAUAGCAGCGCUGUCACGCCCUCUGAUAGGACAUACGAAGCAUUUCAUGCUGUUUGAACGAGGUGCAUCCCAGUUUGUUCGGGAUGGCCUUGCAAUGGCAUCAAAGAAGGAUGCUCCCACUUUACUGGGUUACGUCGAUCUCUUUCAACUUGUACAACAGGUUAGAAAGCUCUAUCGAAGAAACAGAAAGUUGUGUCUUACGGUAUACGUGCGCGUCGGAGAGGAUUCGGCACACCAUCUUCUUUCGUCUAUCCUCGAAGAGAUUGCUGCCAUCACAGGUCCGGAAUCCGUCAUGACCAUCCUCCUUCACUGCACUUCUCAAUAUUUGGACCCAAGGCAACUGAUCUCUUUCCCCUCGCGGACAAACAUUCACGUCUUGGUUUGCGGUUCUUUCAACCGCAUUUUUGGUUUGCCCGCGGGGUUUCUCACCGGACCACAGAGCUUGAUUCGAGAGCUCCGAUACACGAGCAGGGGUUAUAUGUUCACUACAUCUCCACCGCCCUUUAUCAUGGACAUGUUGCGAGGUGCCCUAGAGUGGAAUCUUACAUCUAUGUAA
Colletotrichum scovillei is the source of this 2178-nucleotide messenger RNA. Its product is annotated as aminotransferase class I and II. Gene Ontology annotation, molecular function: transferase activity; pyridoxal phosphate binding. Gene Ontology annotation, biological process: biosynthetic process. The transcript is spliced from 4 exons. The coding region runs from base 1 to 2178 and encodes 725 amino acids. Lineage: Eukaryota; Fungi; Ascomycota; Sordariomycetes; Glomerellales; Glomerellaceae. The record is from RefSeq and is a predicted model, not a curated record.